AUGACGAUCCAUCUCAGUCCGCAUGUGUUACCGGAUUUGGGGGCCACGGCGGCGAACAAUUCGGCCACGUCGACGGCGGGUAACCCUCGCUGUAUGCGACGGUAUCUGAGCGGAUAUAUGCUGAGAACAAGGGCGAGUUCCCCCAACACGACAGACUUGAUCCGCGAUAACGACAACAUCGAGCGUUUCCGCAGAGGGACAGAGUGA
Messenger RNA from Colletotrichum truncatum, 207 nucleotides. RefSeq names its product tyrosinase central domain-containing protein. NCBI's taxonomy places the organism in Eukaryota, Fungi, Ascomycota, Sordariomycetes, Glomerellales, Glomerellaceae. The record is from RefSeq and is a predicted model, not a curated record.